ACGGGUAUUACGAGGAUUAGUUUUAGCUUAGGUAAGGAAAUCGUUACUUUAAGUAUAGUAAAAAUAAAGACGUACUUUAAAACGAUAACUUUUUAUAUUUUACUUAUUAAUACCCCAUUUCUCUUAUAUUUAAAAAAUAUAAAUCGACUAAGUAUUAUAUUCAAUAAUAUAAAAAAUAGAAUCUCUAGUAAUAAGUACUUCGAGAUAAUCGAACGACGAUAG
Molecule: messenger RNA, 222 nt
Organism: Colletotrichum lupini
Lineage: Eukaryota; Fungi; Ascomycota; Sordariomycetes; Glomerellales; Glomerellaceae
Exons: 1
Source: RefSeq, a predicted model, not a curated record